AUGCACAGCACCUUCAUGAAACUAAUUUAUAUCAACCGAGAGCCUUUUGAUGGUACAGUGGCCUUCAUUUCUCUGCCCUCUGAAAUACAAGAGAGAUUCCCCAUCAUAAACAACACCAGCCCCCGUGUUCAGUUUCAGUUUUACGGAGUUCCAACUCUCUUUCAAACAAAGAAUGACCCAGAUGGGAAAAGACUGAACACUUACGUGGUGUCUGCAAGUGUGACUAAUGCCACAGGACGCACUGAAAACCUAAAAGAAUACGUUGCAGUCACUCUGCACCAUCUAACAACUAAGAAAAUUUAUAUCAACCGAGAGCCUUUUGAUGGUACAGUGGCCUUCAUUUCUCUGCCCUCUGAAAUACAAGAGAGAUUCCCCAUCAUAAACAACACCAGCCCCCGUGUUCAGUUUCAGUUUUACGGAGUUCCAACUCUCUUUCAAACAAAGAAUGACCCAGAUGGGAAAAGACUGAACACUUACGUGGUGUCUGCAAGUGUGACUAAUGCCACAGGACGCACUGAAAACCUAAAAGAAUACGUUGCAGUCACUCUGCACCAUCUAACAACUAAGAAAAAAGACCAGAAUGUCCAGUGUGUCUACUGGGAUUUCAAUAAGAAUGAUGGAUAUGGUGGAUGGAAUCAAAAGGGGUGCUGGACAUAUAAUAGCAGCAAUGAUUACACAACCUGUCUGUGUGACCACAUGACCCACUUUGGAGUGCUGCUGGAUGUGUCCAGAACACCCAUUGAUGAGAAGAAUGAGCGAAUCCUCACUCUUAUUACAUACAUGGGUUGUGGUGUGUCUUCAUGCUUUCUUGGGAUCACAGUGCUAACAUACACCCUUUUAGAGAAGUUAAGAAGAGACUACCCAUCCAAAAUUCUGUUGAAUCUGUCUCUUGCAUUACUGGGACUGAACCUGGUGUUCCUGCUGAACUCCUGGAUUUCUUCUUUGGGCAUCCAUGGCCUGUGCAUUGCUGUAGCAGUGACUUUACACUAUUUCUUACUGACUUCCUUCACCUGGAUGGGCUUGGGGGCUGUGAAUAUGUACUUUGCGUUGGUUAAAGUUUUCAAUGUGUAUGUGCCCUCAUACAUCUUGAAAUUCUGCGUGCUUGGCUGGGGGAUUCCGCUUAUUAUAUGUGGCUUGGUGGUGGCUAUAAAGAGAGAUGCAUAUGGCAUGAACACCAUGAGUGAUUCUCAAAUGACACUGGAUGAUUCGGAAAUGUUCUGCUGGGUGCAAAAUGAUGUGGUUUUCUACGUGUCAGUAGUGAGCUACAUAGCCUUCAUACUACUGUGCAAUGGUUCCAUCUUCUUAGUGGUUCUGAUCCAGAUCCGAAACAUGCAAGUCAAUCAACCGGCUGGCACCCGAAGUGGGAUCUUGAAAGACCUGCGUGCAGUGGUGAGCCUUACCUUCUUAUUGGGUCUCACCUGGUCUGUGGCUUUUCUCGCUUGGGGUCCUGUUAAAGUGUUCCUCCUCUACCUGUUCUCCAUACUGAACAGUCUUCAAGGAUUCUUUAUUUUUGUGUUCCAUUGUCUCAUGAAGGAAAAUGUAUGCAAGCAAUGGAGAAUACAUUUAUGUUGCGGUGCUUUCAAGCUGCAGGAAUACUCUGAAUGGAGCCAAACUGCAACUGUGGUUCCCAAACACAAACACAAUCCACCAAAUACGUUUCCUUUCAUGGCAUCUGUGAGAUCCAUCAAGUCUAAUUCAACUCAGAGCUCAACGGUUUCCUUAGAGUCCAGUCAACAUCAAAUGACUAUCACAAGACCCGACCUUGGAUGUGUAUAUGAAAACAGUUUGGUAAUACCAAGAGCCAGAGCAGGAUUGACGGUUCUUCCCUACCAUUCAUCUCCUGCCACAGCAAGUGGGCUCGAGUUUCCUUCAAGGCCAUGGAAGAAUGGAUUUGACACAGAUAUCUAUCCCACAUAA
Molecule: messenger RNA, 1917 nt
Organism: Sinocyclocheilus anshuiensis
Lineage: Eukaryota; Metazoa; Chordata; Actinopteri; Cypriniformes; Cyprinidae
Product: adhesion G-protein coupled receptor G2-like
Exons: 14
Coding region: 1-1917 (638 amino acids)
Biological process (GO): cell surface receptor signaling pathway; adenylate cyclase-activating G protein-coupled receptor signaling pathway
Cellular component (GO): plasma membrane
Molecular function (GO): G protein-coupled receptor activity
Source: RefSeq, a predicted model, not a curated record